AUGCAAGAGGGACGGGUGGGCCCACCAUGUAAGAGGGGUGGGCACGGCCUGGGGACUACACCUGUCGCUAUUAGACUUUGGGCAACGUCGAGACAGUUGGGUACGCUCGUCAACUUGGCUGAAUGGCUAUCGUCUGUCAAUGAUGGCAACCCGGCGGUGCGCUUGUCAGCGUGGCGUCUGUCUAGUUGGAGACAGAGGUUCUGGACUGUGGUCAACUCGAGAUGGACAACUUGGCAGCAUGGCGGUGGACCCAGCAUGGGCGGUCAGCGUGGCAGAGUCAGGUCUGUCUAG
Molecule: messenger RNA, 291 nt
Organism: Acytostelium subglobosum LB1
Lineage: Eukaryota; Evosea; Eumycetozoa; Acytosteliales; Acytosteliaceae
Exons: 2
Coding region: 1-291 (96 amino acids)
Source: RefSeq, a predicted model, not a curated record